Molecule: messenger RNA, 778 nt
Organism: Prorocentrum cordatum
Lineage: Eukaryota; Dinophyceae; Prorocentrales; Prorocentraceae
Source: the annotation of a GenBank genome assembly
AAGGUGGAGCAUCCCCCCUCCCGCCUCCUGGGCAACGGCUCCUCCCCCGGCAGCCACAUCCGCAGGAGGCGUGCAGGGCCAUCGUGUCGCUCGCCCCGAGCCUGGUCAGCUUGAGCGCCAACAACGCCUCCAUCUUGGAGGGCGCAGGCGUCAAGGAGGUGCUCGAGAACGCCGUCUGGCAGCGCGUGCGCUGGGCGCCGUGGUCGCGCCAAGCAUCGGACGGCUAUGGCGCUGCGGAGCACGAGGAGGGGCUGUGCCUGUGCCUGAUCGCCCUCGGCCUUGUGGUCGGGCGCUCUCGCGGCCGGUGACCGGCACGCUGGGCCGCGGCAUCGACGACGGCAAGCCGAGCGUCGUGAAGGCCGCGGCCGAGGCGUUGGUGGAGCUCGUGCGCUUGGGCGCGGGGCAGGCCUUGAGCUCGCACGUGGCCAAGCUGAGCGGCCUGGUGCAGAGCGCGCUGUCGGCGCACUGGGACACGGAGGUCCAGAGACCACUGCAGCUCGUCGCUGGCUUCUGCAGCGCUGCGGCCACCGAGACCGCCAUGGCCGCUGGCGCCGCGGAGGCGCCGCGGGUGUCGUGGCAGCUCGGUUGCGGGCAGGACGAGGCUGGCCGCGCGGAGGCCCCGGCCUGAGGGGCGCGGGGGCCCCGCGUCCUGGCUUGGCGCGUGUGACCGCAUCGCGGCCGCCUAGCGCUGCGAGGGCCGACAAAGGGGACCCGUCCUCGUCGGCCGUCGGUCGGUCGACGGGCCGGGCACACCUGCGUGCAGGGCGGGCUGGGCGCG